CGGAAACCAGCCCAAAUACCGUAAAAUAAAACCCGCUUUUUUUACGAUGCACCGGUGAAAUCCUUGUGCAGGCGAUUGUCGCUGCCCCCAUCGGUCAGCCCGCCCGCUGCCUCUUGACCAUCACCAGCUACUUCUAUUGUCUACGGCUGCUGGUGCUCGGAACCGGGGCGUGCGUAGAGCUCGUCGCCCUUGUGCGUACGCAGCGCCGGGCCUUCCCAAAGAGGGGCGGGAGUGGAGGUGGCGCUUCUUGUCGCACUUGGGCUGACUUUAAAAGCGCCGCGCGAUCUGCGGCUCCCCGGCAGCCGCCGCAGCGCUUCGCUUGGAUGGUGCGCCGGUUCCUCGCCUGCGCGCUCUGAAUGCAUUGGGGCAAGCGCUCCUGCCGUCGCCGAUCCCGUAUUUUUCUUGGUGGGGCUGGAGGGCUCGCCUUUCCCAUGCGGUUCUCGUCGACCAUGUCCCAAAAUUAUCUUUUAGCGCCCAUCCAAGAAUGCCCCUCCGAUUUCCUCGUCAAGGAUGUGAAAUUGGCGGUGCUCGGAACAGGGGGCGUGGGGAAGAGCGCCAUGAUUGUACGGUUCCUCACCAAAAGAUUUAUUGGAGACUAUGAACCCAACACUGGGAAUCUGUAUUCAAGACUUGUUCAUAUAGAAGGUGAUCAAAUUUUUCUGCAGAUCCAAGACACACCAGGAUGCAUGGAGAUCCAACAAGACUUGCCGCAGAUGCUGGAUUCGGUUUCUGGUUGUCUCAAGUGGGCAGAUGGCUUUCUCUUAGUCUAUUCAGUUACUGACCAUCAUAGCUACCAGUUCAUUCGGCCACUUUUUCUACAUAUCCAGAAGAUCCGCCCUGACUCAAAAAUCCCAGUCAUCAUUGUAGGGAACAAAGGGGAUUUGAUGCAUUCCCGACAGGUUGCAGCAAAUGAUGGCCUACAGUUGGCCAAUGAACUGGGUGUUGUGUUUCUAGAAGUUUCAACGAGUGAUAACUAUCAAGGUGUAUGUGAUGUCUUUCAAUAUCUUUGUAAAGAAGUUAGUAAGCAGCACAGUUAUGGCAGCCGGGACAAAAGAAGGUCAUCCAUCAUCCCACGUCCCAAAUCACCAAACGUGCAAGACCUCAAGAGACGUUUCAAACAGGCUCUUUCAUCCAAAGUGAAAUAGACUUGAAAUGGUCUUUGCUCAAAACUAUUUUAUUAACUACACCUUUAUAAGAAGAUUUUAUUUUUGUAUUGAUGCUGUUGGUAUGUACCUAGAUAAAAAUAUAC
Messenger RNA from Crotalus tigris (Tiger rattlesnake), 1249 nucleotides. RefSeq names its product RAS like family 11 member A (gene RASL11A). The record is from RefSeq and is a predicted model, not a curated record. The transcript is spliced from 4 exons. Gene Ontology annotation, molecular function: GTPase activity; GTP binding. NCBI's taxonomy places the organism in Eukaryota, Metazoa, Chordata, Lepidosauria, Squamata, Viperidae. Bases 357 to 1145 code for a protein of 262 amino acids.